This is a messenger RNA of Plasmodium fragile, 918 nucleotides long. RefSeq lists its product as uncharacterized. The transcript has 2 exons. The coding region runs from base 1 to 918 and encodes 305 amino acids. NCBI's taxonomy places the organism in Eukaryota, Apicomplexa, Aconoidasida, Haemosporida, Plasmodiidae. The record is from RefSeq and is a predicted model, not a curated record.
AUGAGCACCAUAAAAGAUAAUAACGUAAGGUCUAGCACUUUCGUUAAAAUUGCCACCAUUGUCCUUCUAGCAUAUACAAAUCAAACUUGGAAUCAUUCGGACAAAUUUGGAGCAUCGUUGAUUAAGUAUACGAGUGGAAAUGGCGAAUGUGAUUUAAGAACUCAGCGAUUAUUAGGAGGAAGUGGAUCGGGACAAGAAUACUUUGUGGCAAAUCCACUUGAUAAUGGUGAAUUGUACCAUUAUGAUUCUGAUCACAGGUCAAAGUAUAAUAUAAGAGGUGAACACCACAGUCACCACGGUAGUAAUGUAUAUAAACAUGGAAACAGUAAUAAACAUCACACAUCACGAAGUAAAAGAGAAGAGAACAAUAAUGAAGAUAGUGAAGUACUCAGCUUAUCCCAGUUUUAUGUAGAUGAUAAUGAUUGUAAGGACAAUGGUGAAACAAGUUCAUCACGAUGUGAAUCCGAUGAUUAUGAUGAUGUAAUAGAUGUUACGAAAGCAAGGACAUCUAAUUCAAAACACAGAAUAUCAUCCAUGGAUGUCGAGUUACAUCCGGGACAUGAGGAUGGAUGUAUUUCUGAAGGAAGAAAAGGAUCUGAUGGUGAGGUUAAGGAAGCUGACAGUUAUGAUGAACAUGGAAGUUGUGAUGCCUUAGAUGUUUUAGACACAUAUGAGCCAUAUUAUGUGGAAGAAGGAGGAAUUAGGAAGCGCGCUGGUCAUAAGAAAACCAAAAAGGUACUUACUUAUGUUGGUGCAGUUGUAGUAUCUCACCAACUAAUAGCUUUCUGUUUAGCCACGUCUUCUAUUAUUGCAAUACCCUUCACAGCUGCUGCGUGUUUCUUGGGCAGAUUUUUCUACAAUAAACAUAAAGAACAAAAAAAAUAUGAGAGACCUUACUUGAAGUGCAUAAUGUACUAA